Molecule: messenger RNA, 510 nt
Organism: Vicia villosa (hairy vetch)
Lineage: Eukaryota; Viridiplantae; Streptophyta; Magnoliopsida; Fabales; Fabaceae
Product: protein MALE DISCOVERER 2-like
Exons: 3
Coding region: 37-357 (106 amino acids)
Source: RefSeq, a predicted model, not a curated record
CACUCAAGCAGUGUUUGCUUUAGAAUCUACCUACAAAUGGGCAUUAAGUGGCACUCCAUUUCAGAAUCGUCCUGGAGAGUUGUAUCCUCUGAAAUUUCAUGUACCGGACUUUGCAAAGAUAUUUUUGGGAAAUUGCGUCAUUCUGAAGAACUAGGAAAUCUUGUCAACUGGGCUUCUGAGUACUUAAAUGAUAGAAGAAGCAUAAGCUAUAUGAUUGAUUCAAGUUUACAAUCAUUCAAAGACAGCGAACUCGACGUGAUCUGUGAGGUGAUUCAAGGGUGUAUUCAACCUGAACCGAAGUUAAGGCCAACAAUGAAAGACAUAACUUCGAAAUUAAGAGAAGUGGUUAAUGUGUAACACCAGAGCAAGCUUCUCCAAGGCUUUCUCCAUUAUGGUGGGCUGAAAAAAUGUCAUAAAGAGAUGUUUGAAAUUUGUUAUGAACCUACUUGUGUUUGUUCAACAUUACUAAAACUCGUUCAAAACAAUUGUCAACAAUAGAUAUUUGUAUCA